GGGGUAGAACAGACGGGAGAGGACAGCGGGGCACACACUCUCCAACACCUGCACCUGGUCACUUGAUUUUCACUGAAACACCAUCCAACUCCCUUUAAAGGAUAAAUGGAGCAGCAUCUUGAUCACAUCAUGCGCAGCGAGGCUGAGAGAGAUUUUCCAACCCAGCUCCGAGGGCGCAAAACGCGGGGAAUGCAGCGGUAACAUCCCGUAAGUUUUGGAUCUGAGAGGCAAAGCGGGCACCGGGAAAGUCACAAAUCAAAGAUUUAGAUCUCUGUGGGCUACCUGCAUGACUGUUACCAUGACAGCAUCUGGAGCCCAUCUCGUCCUGUUGGCCUUAUGUGUUUACAGAGGCUCGGGCCUGCAGCCGUUUGCUCCACGGGUUCGCCUCUCCUUCAAAGAGCUCAUGGACACACGGGCUGCAAGACCCUUCAGUUUCUCCUUCAACACCAGCGACUACCGCAUCCUCCUGAUGGAUCAGGAUCAAGGCCGUCUGUACCUGGGUAGCCGGGAGUACCUUGUGGCCCUGGAUAUGCACAAUGUCAACAAGGAGCCGCUCAUAAUUCACUGGCCAGCAUCUGCUAAGAGAAAGGGAGAAUGUCAGAUGACGGGAAAGGGAAGACAGGGUGAAUGUGCCAACUUUGUGAGGUUGAUAGAGCCGUGGAACCGCACCCAUCUCUACACCUGUGGAACGGGAGCGUAUCAGCCUAUCUGUACAUUCAUCAACAGGGGUUGGAGAGCAGAGGACUACCUGUUUAGACUGGUCCCUGGGUAUGUGGAUUCAGGGAAGGGAAAAUGUUCCUAUGAUCCAAAACAGGAAAACAUUGCAGUUCUGAUCAAUGGUAACCUAUAUGCAGGUGUCCAUAUUGACUUCAUGAGUACAGAUGCUGCUCUGUUUAGGACCAUGGGAGGAAGAACGGCAAUCAGGACAGAGCAAUAUGAUUCCAGGUGGCUCAACGAACCUGUGUUUGUUCAGAUUCAGCAGAUCCCUGACAGUGCAGAAAGGAAUGACGACAAACUCUAUUUCUUUUUCCGUGAGAAGAGUCUGGACUCCAAUGGUGGGGCAAGUCCCAGUGUUUUAGCCAGAGUGGGAAGAGUGUGUCUGAAUGAUGAAGGUGGACAGAAAUCCCUAGUGAACCGCUGGACUACGUUUCUGAAGGCUCGCCUUAUCUGUUCAGUGAUUGGAGAAGAUGGAGUGGAGACACGGUUCGAUGAACUACGGGAUGUGUUCAUUCAGCCAACUCAAGAUGAACGAAACCCCAUGGUGUAUGCUCUCUUCACUACAGCAGGCUCGGUGUUCAAGGGCUCGGCGGUCUGCGUGUACUCGAUGGCUGACAUACGCAAUGUUUUCAACGGUCCCUUUGCCCAUAAACAUGGACACAAUUACCAGUGGACAGAAUACACUGGCAAGAUCCCUUACCCGCGGCCUGGAACAUGCCCUGGAGGAACCUUUACUCCUGGCAUCCGUUCCUCCAAAAACUUCUCAGAUGAGGCUGUGAAUUUCAUCAGAGCCCAUCCCCUCAUGUUCCAUCCAGUUUACCCUAUUCACCGUCGCCCCCUGGUGGUGAGAACUGGUGUGGACUACCGCUAUACUGCCCUGGUGGUGGACCAAGUAGAUGCAGUUGAUGGACGCUAUGAGGUGCUUUUCCUGGGGACAGAUCGUGGUACUGUCCAAAAAGUCAUAGUUUUGCCUAAGGAUCCAACCAGUAUGGAGGAGCUCACACUGGAGGAAGUGGAAGUCUUUAGGACCAGAGCUCCUGUCAAAACAAUGAAGCUAUCCUCUAAACGACAACAACUGUACGUGUCGUCUGAUGCGGGGCUGACCCAGGUGUCGCUGCACCGUUGUGGUGUAUAUGGCAGGGCCUGCUCUGACUGCUGCCUGGCCCGGGACCCGUACUGUGCCUGGGAUGGAGAGAGCUGCUCUGCCUUCACCCCGUCCACCAAGAGGAGGAGCAGAAGACAGGAUGUUAAACAUGGUGACCCACUGAGGCAGUGCAGAGGCUUCAACGCCAAAGUAGAAAAACGUCUGAGAGAAACGGUCCAGUUUGGGGUGGAGGGCAGCAGUACAUUCUUGGAAUGUCAGCCACGCUCUCCCCAGGCCACCGUCAAAUGGCUUUUCCAAAGGGAAGGAAAGAGGAAACUGCUCAACCGUGCAGGAGGAGUCCUGAAGACCAACCAUGGCAUCCUUCUGAAGUCUCUCAACCAAUCAGAUGCAGGUCUUUACCACUGCCUUGCCACUGAGAAUAACUUCAAACACACAGUAGCCCGUGUUGCACUUCGCAUCCUGGAUCGAGAUAUCGUUUUAGCUCUGACUGCUCAAGACGAGGAUGAAGAACCAAAAACCCGCCACGCUGGACCCUACCUACAGUCAUCCAUCUCUUCUACACCCUUCCCACCUGAGAUUAGACUGAUUAACCAGUACUGCCAGUCCUACUGGGAACAGAUAAACCCCAAACAGCAACAGCAGCGCAAACGCACCAGCCGUAGGCACACAGAAAGCCAGGAUCAAGGUCUCGGCUAGGGGACUGGACUGGACCUGUCCAACACUGGCCUGUCUGGACUUAUGGUGGACUUCUGUGGGUCAUGCAUGUUUGUGUGUCACCUUUAUUCAUAAGGCAGGUGAUACAGUCAUGCAGUCCUUAAAGUACUGUAUUGGUGGUUUUGCAUGUCUGCUUCUAACAUUAUAUGUGUAAAAAUACAUCUUAUUUAUAUUUUAUUGUACUAACAACCACUUUCCAGGGAUUACAUUCUAACAACUGAAUAUUUAUCUUUCAGGUUAACACAGCCAUGAGCUUGUGUCAUUUGGAUAAUUUAAUCAAGUUACAGACUUGUUCUUGCAUGAGAUCAAAUACUUCAGUAACUGUGAGAUGUCAAUCACUGUGGAAAAUCUUAGUUAUAGUGCAAGAAACUCAAAAACCUUUUUCACAUUGUCUGCUUUUUCCUGUCAUUUGUCCUCUGGAUUACAUUUUCAUACAACACAGCUCAAUAAGCAGAGAGUGUAUGCAGCCGAUAAGGUGCGGGGAGGAUUAUGUGAAACUGGAAAAUGAAAACUGUAAGUGCAAUGAAAAUUGAAAUAGAUGGACGUGUUGCAUAUUUUAGUUAUGGUUUUCCUUCCGGUAUUAACUGAAACCAGCAACUAUCAGAAAAGUGGUUGUAAUGUAAAACUUGUAGUUGUGGGCUACAGGGGCUAGAACAUGCAAAACCACUGGUAUGGUCCUUUAAUUAUAUUGAAAUAAAGUGUAAUAUAUUGAUUGUGAAUAUAAUAUAUAUGGUCAUGAUAUGGUCACUCCAUUGGAUUUCUCUUGUACUGUGUGAAGAUAAUAUGAUGAUGCAUAUGUCGCAUGCAUAUGUUUGUUGUAAGUUGUACAUUUUCCUGUUGCUCUGUUUUCAGCCUUGGCGUUUAUGAUGUUUGUAUGGUGUAAUGUAUUCGAUUAAGCUAAUUCCAUUGGAUGUUGUCAUAAAAUGACUCCCUUACUGUCCUGUGCUCUAGUGACCUACAGUAUGUGAGUGUUGAAGAUAUGUAUAGCAUACAGUGUUCUUCCAGUUAUGCACUUUUGUUGGUGGUGGUAUUUGAGGGAAUUGGGGAUCUUUGCACAGGUGUUUGAGAAAAUUAUACAGGAACAUAAUUUUAUAUGUACAGUAUGUUAUAAAAAAUGGGAAUGAAACUGGCUCAGAUUUUAGUAUUGUUGAUGUUCUGUUGUGCUGUAUUUACAGACGUUCAAGUGGCUUUUUUUAAAGAAAGUCCAGAGUCACUAUUCACAUUCAUUGAGAGUAACACAGUGCUAUGUGCUGUCAUGCUGAUAAAUCUACACUGGAAAUGUUCGAACAGUUAUAUAAACAUUUCUCAUUUCUCAAAUGGA
Messenger RNA from Sphaeramia orbicularis (orbiculate cardinalfish), 3857 nucleotides. Its product is annotated as semaphorin-3F-like. The transcript has 19 exons. Gene Ontology annotation, cellular component: plasma membrane. Gene Ontology annotation, biological process: semaphorin-plexin signaling pathway; negative chemotaxis; positive regulation of cell migration. Lineage: Eukaryota; Metazoa; Chordata; Actinopteri; Kurtiformes; Apogonidae. The record is from RefSeq and is a predicted model, not a curated record. Gene Ontology annotation, molecular function: chemorepellent activity; semaphorin receptor binding. Bases 287 to 2518 code for a protein of 743 amino acids.